AUGAAUAUCGCAAAAAAACUUUUAGGUUGCUUAAGGAAUAAUACAAAGAGGAUAACUGUUAAGGAUAUUGUCGGAAAUGUGUACCGUAAAGAUGAUUCUUUAGAGUACCCCUUUAACGUGAGCUGUAUUGAAUUAUGUUAUCAAAAUAGCACACAUUCGUGCCAUAAUAGACAAAAGAGAUUUGUAUCUCAUUCUAACAGUGGAGGUAACGGUACUGCGACUUCCAAAGUUGAAACCAACGCUUGUGUUUCCGGAGAGAUAUUCGACAAGGAUACUUUUGUAAAGCUUUUAAGGUUGACAAGUACUAAUUCAAGUGAUUUGUUCUCCGCAAUUAACAAAUCCAAAGAUGAACUACGGAAGCUAUCCGCUGAAUCACACCCAUUUAGCAAACACGAUCUACACAUUUUAAUGCAGUUAUUAUCUGAAGUAUUAGCAAUAAAAACCAACAAAAAAGAUGUGGACCUGUUUCAUAGUGUUCUAGAGUCGUUUAGAAAUGAUAGCAAAUUUCCCUCUGGCUUGGGACUUUGUACUAUGUUUUCCUCUACCAAUGAUUCAAAGGCAAAGUUACCCUCUAGAACAUUUUCCAGAACGCUUGCUAAUAAAAUUGGAAUUAUGGGAGCUAAGUUCUUGGCUCCCAAAUCUAUGACUAUGAUAGACGAGGUAAAGUACGACACUAUCUCUUUCAAAGAAAUACUUAUGGAUAAAUUUGUACUGACAAUAGGUGGGAAGCGUGACGACGUGUUCAAAGGACCACACAUAUUUAAGGAGGCGAUGGCCCAUCAGAUAGUAUUGCCACAUCCACACCUGCAUUCGGAACCAGGUAACCCGCCUGAUAGAGAGCAAUACAAGAAGACAGUAUUUAAAACAUUCGAAAAGGGUAUCGUAUUACGCAUGGAAAUCGUGCUGCUAGUCAAACAGUCGUUAUCACUUUUAGAUUCGGACGACAACAUUGUUUGGAAGGAUGUAAAUCCAGAUUCAUACCAUAGAUUAUAUUUUGAAUCUGAACUUAAACCGGAAGAAGGAUUGAAUGCGGCAAAUAGUAUGAAAUUUACCAAUACAGAUUGGGUACUAGUGGAUAUCAAUAGCGUACUUUGCGGUAACAACCCAUUUUAA
Molecule: messenger RNA, 1113 nt
Organism: Theileria equi strain WA
Lineage: Eukaryota; Apicomplexa; Aconoidasida; Piroplasmida; Theileriidae
Exons: 2
Coding region: 1-1113 (370 amino acids)
Source: RefSeq, a predicted model, not a curated record